This is a messenger RNA of Podospora pseudopauciseta, 2163 nucleotides long. RefSeq lists its product as uncharacterized. The record is from RefSeq and is a predicted model, not a curated record. Bases 1 to 2163 code for a protein of 720 amino acids. NCBI's taxonomy places the organism in Eukaryota, Fungi, Ascomycota, Sordariomycetes, Sordariales, Podosporaceae. The transcript has 4 exons.
AUGCCAUUCAGACCCAAAGAAGAGUUCCAUUUGAUGAUUCGAAGGAUCAAGCGCACCAACUAUGACGACCAGGAUUUCUAUGCGCAGCGAGACAUCGUAGAUUGGAUGGAAGCAGUCGAAAAUGGCAACAACGCAUCGAACGCGGCUCUGCUUCUUACCAGCGUCUACGGCUUCGACUCGUUUGUGCCUGUACGAGAAGAAGAUUUGGAGGGAGCGCUGAUUGUUUUUGCCAUUCUUAUCCACAUGAAUUGCGGGGAUCUCAUACACAUCUUCAUGUCAUACUUUCAAGACGACACGCUUGAUCGAGACGUCCCCAGUGGGAUUCGCGACGCUAUCCGGUGCUGUCAUCUGCGACCCGAAUCGCAGAUACAACAGCUUAUAGAUCGGCUCGACGGCGAGCGCUGGGCAUUCGUGCCAGUUAGGGUUGAGGAUAUCUGCCGAAAAGCAAAAGUGCUGGAAACGGGUUUUUACAUCCUCCCAUUCUGCAGGAAGGAAGUCGGAAGACUUCCUGGACCUGUUCACACAGCGGUGAACAAUGUUUGGAUCCAGAGUGAUCUCAUCUCGGGAGAGCUCAGUGAGAAGUUUGAGGGGUCAGAGACGGAAGAUAACGAGUUUGGUCAGUGCUAUCGUCUCGCCAUGUUUUCAUAUCAAAGCAACUAUCGAGUGUUCAUGGAUGAAAUCAGCCACUUUGAGGGCAUCGGAAUGCUCAAGGAGCGAUUAAAUGUCAUGGAAGCUUCCUGUACAAAGGCUCCAGUGAUGGAGAUUACGGGGCAUGCCACAUCCUUUCUGAGGGUGUCGAACAAAGUCUUCAUGAUCCUUACCUCGGCAGCAGCACCAAGUACAAAUCUCGAAAUCGUCAACUCUUGGACUAGGAUUUUCGGUGUGGCCGAGACUUUAUCUGACCUGGAGAAAAUGGAGUACAAAUUUCCAAAUGGAAAAGUCGUGCUGUCAAAAGGAUGGCAUGGCUAUACCGACCCCAACAGUAUCUUCUGGGUUGAGGACAGAUUCAAGCUUGCAGACUUUAACCAAUCCAAGUUUGAAGUAGAAAGGUCUUUGCAUCGGCUCAACGUGGACAAGACUCACAGGACCAUUUUAUCCGGUACCCCAGAAUGCACAGCCGGGCGGCGGAUAACGCAGUUUACUAUGAAAGCAUUGCACAGGAUGACCAUUUGGUCCCUGGGAUGCGUUUUGUCCAGUUUUGCGACGUGGAUUGUUUUCGGGCCAGACGGCUAUGAUAAAUAUCAGAGACUUCGUUCCGGUGCCAUCCGCGCUGUGCCAACGGCCCAGACCGACGAAGGUGUCUCACUUCAUAAAUGUGGCUUUCACGAUGGCUUUGCGCUGUUGCAGUCAGUCAAAGACUGGCACCAGUUUUUGCGUCUCUCACUUAGGCUGUCAGACACCAUCACUGGCAAGGUACUGGAUCUUAUUGAAGCAAAACUGUUGGUGAACGACCCCAAAGAGCGAAUUUUAUCAAGAGAGUUGGUCCGGGUGCUUGAGGAAAUUAUUGUUCAAGCGAAACAUGAUUAUGACACGGCUAUAAAGAAUCGCGAAAUGCUCCCAGACGAGUUCUUCAAGGAGUUGCAGGAUCUGGAUAUUGAAAAAUGUGGAAGCAUCCAUGUCAGCGAAAGCCCCGACGCUGACAGCAGUGACGAUGAAGAAGCAGCUCAUGAAGCUCGGCAGUCCCAGUCUUCCCGCAGUGCUAGUUUGGACAGAUCGUCAGUCAGCGGAGCGAAGUCACCUACCGAUGACGAAAAGACUGAGGAGGCGCCUAGUCCCAGGACUCAGCACAGAAAGCUAUCAAUCUCUUUUGCAGAACAACACCAGCCUGCCUCAAGCGCAGAUAGUGAUGCAGCGACCCAUCGCCCGCCUAGUUCGAGCCGAAACCAAGACUCAUCACCGGAUGAGCACUCUGUUUCCAACCUUGAGAGAGACUCCUCGAUGGAUCGCAGGUCAACCCCAAGCCGUGACGGGAGUCCCUCUGUUGACGGCGAGCGAGACCUCUGGUCUUUUGGUUUUGGAAUCCAGAAGGCUCGUGCUAAGACUCGUGCGAAGGGGCAGAAGCAAGAAAGAACCGUAUCCAAGAAAAAUGAUAGAUUUGAUUGGGAAGCCUGGGGUCAGGAUGCUGCUCGUACCGGCAUGAUGCCACCAGCAAUGCCUGUUUAA